CAAGAAUCUUCAGUUCACAAGCGCACGUGCACCUUCAAAGAUCUCCUCUCAAGUCAUAGCACAAGUGUAUAUAUAUUCCUACUUUGAAAAUGGCACCCAUUCAGAUGGAAAAGUCCUACGUGAAAGUGUCCUCCACACCCGCUGCAAAGUGCUCUCGGCAGGCAAGGUCAAGCAGCAGGUCAUGGGAUGUGAUCCUUCCUAUCAGUCGCAGAGGAAGCUUCUUCCAAGACUCGUUUUUCUCUGACAUACACAAGGAUUUUGACUCCUCCGUCAGGGAGGUGUUGGCCAGAUGGAGUGACGAAGACCUGAAAGUGAAAGACUUCCGCCGGGAUGAUAUUAUGAACCGUUACAGACAGCUUCGAUCUCGUAACCUAAAUGAAGGGAACCAGGCUGUCACAGUCACAUCUGACAACACAAGUCAUAAGAUUGUGCUGGACGUGCAUGACUUCAUGUGUGGAGAUGUGAGAGUGAAAGUGUUGGACGAGGAAUUGUUAGUGGAAGGACACGUGGAGAAGAAGGAGGAAGGAAGCUCAUCCGUCUCGUCACACUCCUUCAGACGAUACUUCUCUUUGCCUCAACACACAGACAUGACAACAAUAACGUCCGUCAUGUCUGCAGAUGGUAUCCUCACAGUCACUGCGCCAAAAAUAGUGAGUCAAUUAUUUUCUUGUAAACAGUGAGUAUAUAAACAGAGGAAUGCUGUAUGAGUAAAG
Molecule: messenger RNA, 713 nt
Organism: Penaeus indicus
Lineage: Eukaryota; Metazoa; Arthropoda; Malacostraca; Decapoda; Penaeidae
Product: protein lethal(2)essential for life-like
Exons: 2
Coding region: 90-680 (196 amino acids)
Biological process (GO): protein refolding; response to heat
Cellular component (GO): nucleus; cytoplasm
Source: RefSeq, a predicted model, not a curated record